Sphenostylis stenocarpa is the source of this 375-nucleotide messenger RNA. Lineage: Eukaryota; Viridiplantae; Streptophyta; Magnoliopsida; Fabales; Fabaceae. The record is from the annotation of a GenBank genome assembly.
AUGAAAGAGGAGGUGGAGGUUGAGAUAAAUGUGAAGGUGAAGGUUGAAAUAGAGGUGGACAAUGUGGAGGCUGAGAUGAAGGAGGAGAUGGAGAUGGAGGUUGAGAUAGAUGUGAAGGUCGAAAUAAAGGUGGACAAGGUUGAGGUUGACAUGCAAGAGGAGGUGGAGGUUGAGAUAGAUGUAAAGCUGAAGGUCGAGGUGAACAAGGUGGAGGUUGAGAUGAAGGAGGUGGAGGUGGAGGUUGAGAUAGAUGGGAAGGUGAAGGUGGAGGUCGAGAUAAAUUUGGAAAUGGAGGUCGAAAUGGUGAUCGAUAUGAAGGUAGAGGCCGAGUUAUUUGCUUGGAAUAAGCUUCAAGGUUGGUUGAUGGUAGUAUAA